Messenger RNA from Protomyces lactucae-debilis, 654 nucleotides. RefSeq names its product actin cortical patch SUR7/pH-response regulator pali. NCBI's taxonomy places the organism in Eukaryota, Fungi, Ascomycota, Taphrinomycetes, Taphrinales, Protomycetaceae. The record is from RefSeq and is a predicted model, not a curated record. The transcript has a single exon. Gene Ontology annotation, biological process: septin cytoskeleton organization; endocytosis; fungal-type cell wall organization. The annotation marks the transcript as partial. Gene Ontology annotation, cellular component: cell cortex; plasma membrane; membrane raft.
CUCUUCAGCAUCGUACCCAUCAUCCUCCUCCUCGGCGCAAUGCUCCUCCUCCUCUUCACCGUCCUCGCAGGCGCACGCACAGGCAGCCCGCUCGACAAGUUCUACUUCCUCCAGGCACAACUCUCAGCAGACGGACUCUCCUCCCCCAGCGGCUUCCUGCGCUGGACAACCUGGAACAUCUGCGGACAGGAGAACGGCAAUAACGUCAACUGCGGCAAGAUCCAAGCAGCGCACCCAUUCGCACCAGCCCGUCAGCUCACCAAUGCCUCUCCAUCCCUCCCCACCGCCAUCACCAGCAACGACACCCAGUCCUACAUCACCUCCCGCGCCUUCUUUGCAUUCUUGCUCAUGGGCCUCUUCUUCACCUUUGUCGCACUCCUCGCAUCCCUCGUCGGCUGUCUCGGUCGUCUCGGCGGUUUCAUUGGCUUGUUGACGGCAUUCGUUGCAUUCAUCUUUGAUGGGAUCGCAGCAGCACUCAUGACAGUCGUCUACAUCCGUGGUCGUUCCAGGUUCCGAGAUGCAGGUAUCCCCGCUGAUGUCGGUGUCAAGCUGUUUGCCUUUAUGUGGACAGCAACGGCUAUUUGUCUCAUUUGCGCAGUCUUGUUUGCAGUGGCAGCGUGUAUCCCCUCGGACAAGCCUCGUCGUACAAAGCGC